This is a messenger RNA of Empidonax traillii (willow flycatcher), 1778 nucleotides long. It is a transcript of the gene CUNH3orf52, whose product is annotated as chromosome unknown C3orf52 homolog. The transcript has 8 exons. The record is from RefSeq and is a predicted model, not a curated record. The coding region runs from base 263 to 955 and encodes 230 amino acids. Lineage: Eukaryota; Metazoa; Chordata; Aves; Passeriformes; Tyrannidae.
GCUGGUACAGGAAGGUUGGCAAACUGGAAAACCUAGUAUUGCACAGGAGAGAGCUGUAGUUCUCACGGCUGAGCGAAUUGAUACUUCCUCUGCCUCCUGUUUCUCUGUAGCUAGUGCAGCCACCUUUUUUUUGUUCUUCCAAGGAAUUCCCCGUGUUUAUCAUCAGUGUUUUGAGACCACUCCUGUGAAAACUAUCCCGACUCUCCCUGUUACCGUCUCCAGCCUCGUAUCAGAACUCUGACUGACCUGAAAGCAGAAGGAAAUGAAUUGCCUCUGCGCUCGCUUUAGAGGCAGAGGUCCUCGCACAGAGACAGAAGAAAUGAAAAGGCAAAACUCUGCUCAGGAGCAUGAGAUUAUUGAAUUACCAGAAGAUAAUGUGGAGGAAAGUGAGGCUGAUCACAACAAGCCUCUAAAUACUCAAACGAGAAAGGAGAGAGACCACUGGAAGUCAUGCAGGAAUGAAGUUUUCUGGAAGUGUAAACUGUGGAUGGUUAUAACUUCAAUAUUUCUAGUAAUCUUCUUCGUCAUUCUCAUCAGCCUAAUUCUUUAUUCUAAUGUUUACACAGAUGAGGAUGACUAUUGGGAUCCUGAUGCACUACUAAACAGUGGAAGUUACCACAAUUUUUCAGGAACAUUGGAGUUAAUGUGUGGUCUCCCACACGUUUUCUCUGAGGACAUUACAAAGAGGCUAACAGAGGUCUAUAGUUCAUCUCCAGCUUUAGGACGCUACUUUAGGUCAGCUCAAGUGAUUUCUUUCAGUAAUGAAAGCUCCACUGUAAUUUAUCAGCUAGUGUUUUCUGUGCCACCAUCAACAGAAGGAUUUAUGGAACACCUUAUGAACCCAGAUUUUAUACGGAACAUUUUACGUCAAAAUAUUUAUGAUGAAGACGAUACUUUUAAUCCUGAGACAUCCGAAUGUGAUGGGUUAAAGCUUGACCGAACUUCUCUCACGUAGAAAUUAUGGAAAAGUUCCUCAUCUUCAUCACCACCUGCAAGAGAUGUGAUCUCCUAUCUGUUAGUUAUCCCAGGGCAGGGAGCUAUUCAUUAGGUAGAAACACUUCUGUAAAUGCUGCCUGUGAUGCAAUAUUGUAAACAGAAUAUGUGGCAUCUUUAUAAGUGUUGCACUCCUAUAACACCACUACCUCCUUCUUUAUUGUCCUGAUAUCUCAAUAAUCCAGUUUGCCCUUGUGGAAAUCACGUAUCUUCUCUGAUGCAUGCUCUGUUGACUUUGAAAGCUCUGCUUUGGCUUGCCUUAUGAUUAAAUCUGAAUGCCCUGUGCAAGCUUUAAAAGUGGUCUUGCACACGGCUUUCUUUUUCUCUUGGUUUAUCCAAAAUUAUCUGCACAACUUCACCCUUAAUGCUCACUUCCAGUCAUGUUGUUACUUUUUCCCCUCCUAACUUCAUAUGCCAUAUUUUCCCAUUGCUCUUUCUUUGUAAAACAGCCUGAAAACUUUUAUAUAUAUAUAUGUAUACACACACAUAUAUAUAUGUAUUCUUUAAUUACAUGUGAGACCUUUGCACUAGAUUCUCAAGGAAGCUUUAACUCUCCUUAUUCAUCCUAGAGUCUUCCUGGAUAAGGUGGUAUCUGCUCUAUUUUUCUCUUCUUCAAUGUGAAAUAGAAAAGAAGGAAGAAACAUCAUGAAGAAACAUGUCUUGUUCACUAAUGCAUCUGAAUGCCACAGGAAUCUUUCAAGGGUAAAAUUAGCUGUGUGCUUUAAUAAUUAGCUACUGCUACUAGUGAAUAGACAGAUAUUUGACCCAUAGUUGUAAAGCUGAAG